AUGGCAUCCGUCGCUUCGCAAAACACCUCCCCGCACCCCUCCCCCUACGACGUCGACUCUUCCGGGGACACCGACGAAUCAUGGCAGUACAUCGACUAUUCGAGCGGCGCGUCCGCUCCCGGGUCCGUGGGAUUCCUGCCCAGCCCUGCCAGCGGAAGCCUGAGCGGCUUCGCCAUCGUCGGUCACACUCACAUGUCCACAUCGCCGCCGCAGGUGUCCGUCUCGCCCAUGUCCAUGGUCGACCUAGACCAGACCGUCUUUCUCCCCGCUGCCUCGUCUUCGCUCCCGCAGCAGACAGAGCAUCUGGACUCGAGCACAUUUGCGACGACGACCGGGGUAGACUUUGCCCAGAGCGAUGCCUUCAUGACUCCGCAGCAGUAUCUGUUUCCGCAGACGGACGCGGCCGAGUUUACACAACAAGAGCUGAAUGAUAUGGCACCGUACAUGGCAAACCUCGCAGCCGAAUUCUUUCCCGGGCUGGACCAGGCCAAUGCGGGACCUAGCUCCGCGUUGAACCCGUCGCAGACCUUCAGGCCCAAUCCCAUUCAGGAGUGGGAGCCUUCGAAUCAGCAGGUGGGAGAGGGUCAAGUUAUUUCGUUCGAAGAGUUCAUACCAUCGCCGCAGGAUUUUAGUAUUGGCUCAGCCAGUCCCGGUUCGUCAAGCUCCAAGUCGCCCGCCAUCAAGGCCGAGUCGCCUUCAGGCAAGCUUCCCGCCAGCACCCGCAAAGUGAAAGCUGGCAAGGUCGAGAAGAAUAAGAAACCAGAGCAAUCGGGAAAGUUUGUUAUCAUGACGCCUACGUCGAUAAAUGCUCACGCUGGCAAACCCAACCCUUUCGAAUGCUUCGAGGCCAUGCGAGCAACGCAGCGAGGCCGAAAAGGCCCCCUGGCCAACGACACCAAGGAAAGCGCGUUGCAAGUGCGGCGCCUCGGCGCAUGCUUUUGCUGCCACAGCCGCAAGGUCAAGUGCGAUAAGGAGCGGCCGUGCAAGCACUGCAAAAGACUUAUGCUUCACGUGCCUCAGCUGGUAUGCUGGCAGUUUCAGGACUUUCUGACGACGCUGUUCCCGGAUUUCAUUCGCGGCCACUUCAGGAAAGACGAAAUGAGCAAGUUUCUGAGAGACAACGUGGAAGGAUUUCACGUUGGUGGCGUCGAACAGCCGUGCGAUAUCGAGCUCUUCUCAGGACAUCGCUUCUCUGCGACGAUGCCUAUCCGGGCCAAGUUCUUUACAGCCAAGACCUGCGAUGUCCUGCAACACUGGCAUCUGAAUCUUGACAAGGCCCGGCUAGACAUCCAAGCGAAUGACUCGGCCCCUAUAGGCAUCGAAUUCGGCACCGGGACGCAACGUGAGGAACUCCGAAAGCGAGCAAAAUCCUACAUCCAGGAAAUUGUCAACGAGCCGCAAUAUGCGGAACAGGUCACCGACUCUUUCCGUUCGACAAGACUGCCGACCAAGGUUCUUCGUAUUGUACAGCAGUAUGCGCAACAGUCAGACUCUACCAUGGUCAAACGUGCCCUUUCCAUAUAUGCCAUGCAAUAUGUCAUGACUCGGCAUCUCUGCAUUACACGCCAAUCCAUUGUAUCUCUGCACGGAUCCGGCCUCGUCCCGCAGAACACGCCCUGGGUAACGCCUCGAGUUCUCGCACGGCAAGUCAAGUCGCUCAUCGACGAGCUCAUUAUGCGUGAGAUGCAGCUACUAUUCGAGUGCUUCUCCAAAUCCCUCAAACCCAAGCACAAGCGGGAAUGGGCGCCUUGCAUGGCGUCGUUUCUCGUGCUGUGCCUUUUCAUGGAGGCGGUAGAGACGACCACGGAGAACUUUGCCAUGUCGCAGAACGAGAUCAAUCUACGCAACAGCACACCACCAGAGUAUAAGCCAGAGUUUGCACUCAACAUGUGCAAGGAGUUGGAGAAUAUGCCGUUUAAACAAUUCGCGUACCAGUUCCACAACAUCUAUCAGACUCACACCAAGGACGCCAACACGAAGAGCUUCAACCCGCUGUUUGAUGACGAGUGUAUGGAGCAGGAAGAGGUUGACGGGCCGGCGGUGGAGAUGUUGGGGGCUUUGAGGGGCCUCUUGCAUGGAGAAGACUGGCAAGAGAUUCAGUUUCUGGCCGACGACGAUAUUCUCCUAAGUCGAGAUGUGCACACCGCACCCAUUGACGCGUCGUUUUUGUACACUGGCCGGUUGGUGGCCAAGUUCCUGCUAUCGUUCACGAAUGAGCAGGUCAUCUUCGGAAGCAGCAUCUAG
This is a messenger RNA of Purpureocillium lilacinum, 2244 nucleotides long. RefSeq lists its product as uncharacterized. The record is from RefSeq and is a predicted model, not a curated record. Gene Ontology annotation, biological process: regulation of DNA-templated transcription. Gene Ontology annotation, molecular function: DNA-binding transcription factor activity, RNA polymerase II-specific; zinc ion binding. Lineage: Eukaryota; Fungi; Ascomycota; Sordariomycetes; Hypocreales; Ophiocordycipitaceae.